AUGGCUACAAACAUCCGAUUGAAGGACCCAUCCUUGCUGGUCGGUCAAAACUACAUUGACGGGAAAUGGGUCGAGGCGGUGUCUGGAAAGCGAUUCAUUGUCACAGACCCUGCGAGCGGCAAACUCAUCGGAUCUUGUCCAGAGUCAGACACUAGAGAUGCACAAGGAGCAAUAGAAUCGGCAGCAGCGGCACUUCCUGCCUGGCGCUCUCGAUCUGGUCGAAACCGCAGUCGCCUUUUGCGUCGAUGGUACAACUUGGUCAUGGAGAACAAGGAGGAUUUGGCUACAUUGAUCACCUGGGAAAAUGGCAAGGCUAAACCAGAUGCUGCCGGCGAGGUUCUCUUUGCAGCCAGCUUCCUUGAGUGGUUCUCAGAAGAGGCCGCGCGGAUCUAUGGCGAUGUUAUUCCACACACUCAGCCCAAUUUCCGAGUUUCUGUUCUGAAAGAACCCAUUGGUGUCUGCGGUCUUAUCACGCCCUGGAACUUCCCCGCUGCUAUGAUUACGAGAAAACUUGGCCCUGCCUUGGCGGCUGGCUGUACAGUUGUCGUCAAGACCGCAGGCGAAACUCCCUUUACAGCCAACGCCUUGCUCAAGCUCGGCGAGCGGGCAGGAAUACCUGCAGGUGUUAUCAAUAGCAUUGCUGCGUUGGAAAACACGCCUGAGAUUGGCCAGGCCUUGUGCUCCUCGAACACUGUGCGCAAAAUCUCCUUUACUGGAUCCACUCGGGUCGGAAAGCUGCUCAUGCAACAAUCGAGCAACUCCUUGAAGAAGCUUAGCCUGGAGCUUGGUGGUAACGCUCCGUUCAUUGUCUUUGAAGAUGCUGAUCUCGGUCUGGCAGUGGAUGCGGCGAUCAGUAGCAAGUUUAAGUCCUCUGGACAGACAUGCGUGUGCUCCAAUCGGAUAUUUGUCCAACAGAGCAUUUAUCCGGAAUUCAUCAAAAGACUUAAAAGCGCAGUGAGCCAAUUCCAAGUUGGUAAUGGCUUUGACGCAAAGACCACGCAUGGCCCUUUGGUUACCCCCGCGGCAGUGGAGAGAGUUGCCCGUCUUGUGGAUGAUGCUGUGAAGCGCGGUGCAAAGGUGGAAAUUGGGGGGAAGAGAAGGUCUGACCUGGGUCAGAACUUCUUCGAGCCUACUAUCCUCACCAAUGCGAGCCCCGAUAUGUCUGUGGUCAAUGAAGAAAUAUUCGGCCCGGUGGCCCCCAUUUUCUCCUUCAAGACGGAAGAUGAAGUUGUCGCUACCUCCAACGCGUGUGAUGUUGGAUUAGCUUCGUAUAUCUUUACCCAGGAUGUCACACGCGCAAACCGAGUUUCGGAACUCUUGCAAUUUGGCAUGGUGGCCGUCAACACAGGUGUCAUUUCUGAUGCUGCUAGUCCGUUCGGCGGAAUUAAGCACUCAGGAAUUGGCCGUGAAGGAAGCAAAUACGGGAUUGAUGACUAUCUCCAGACAAAGACUGUGGUCACUGGAAACAUCAACGUGGUCCAUAAAUCUUCUCUGUAG
Messenger RNA from Penicillium samsonianum, 1497 nucleotides. RefSeq names its product NAD-dependent succinate-semialdehyde dehydrogenase. The transcript is spliced from 5 exons. The coding region runs from base 1 to 1497 and encodes 498 amino acids. Gene Ontology annotation, biological process: GABA catabolic process. NCBI's taxonomy places the organism in Eukaryota, Fungi, Ascomycota, Eurotiomycetes, Eurotiales, Aspergillaceae. The record is from RefSeq and is a predicted model, not a curated record. Gene Ontology annotation, molecular function: succinate-semialdehyde dehydrogenase (NAD+) activity.